This is a messenger RNA of Larimichthys crocea (large yellow croaker), 4301 nucleotides long. Its product is annotated as interleukin-17 receptor A. The coding region runs from base 1430 to 3244 and encodes 604 amino acids. The transcript is spliced from 11 exons. Gene Ontology annotation, molecular function: interleukin-17 receptor activity. Lineage: Eukaryota; Metazoa; Chordata; Actinopteri; Sciaenidae. The record is from RefSeq and is a predicted model, not a curated record.
UGCAGUCACAAACACACUCACAGCAAGUUCCAGCCUCCUAGGCUGGAAACUGGCUCCCAAAAUGUGGAGACAUAUUUGUCACCCGACCAACAGAGUGAGCAAUACAGCUGUUGAUCGCAGCUAAAGCUGUGAUGCUGAUAUUAGAGUUGAAGUACAUGGAUUAAUGGUACAUUAUUGUAUGCUAUAAUGUGUUAUAAAUCAUUAAUAAGUUAUUUAUCUACUGAUUAUAAAUACUAAAUCCUGUUGGCCAGAUCCUGAACCCACCACGCCACAUCAGAACAGACAGUAGCCAUACUGAAUAAAAGAGUAUUUAUAGAUUUAGAUCAAAGUCAUCAUGGCUUCUGGGUUAUAAUAUGCCAUGACACCACUCACACACAGAGGAGAGAUCAAAUACAACCUCUACGGUCUAUUCUAGUCGCACUCUAGUGGCACAUGACUGUCUGUCUGUCUAAGUGAUACAGAUGAGCUCAAUGUCCAGCAGGAGACACAGUAACACUGAGACAAAGCGACAGGAAUUAACACGUAGCCACGGACGCAUUUUUGUGCUAUAGAGUAUUUAAUCCCCGGUGACCAAGCGAUGAAUAGAUGAAGGUUUAGUGGUCAUAGCCCUGGUCUUCAUGUGCCGAUCCUCUGAGCUGAGAUGUUCUCUGUAUUUCUGUAUAUUUAGGUGAUGGUGCCUGGGGUUUAUGUGAGGUCAGGCUGGAUGUUAAAACUUUGUUUAAGCUGUGUCUUGUUGGACUUUGUUAAACUCAGGUUUAAGUCUGGCUUCUUAUGUGUCUCUUUCUCCCUUAAUUUCCUGUCAGCUUACUCAUGCCUGCCCAUUAAAGCCAAAAAGACUGUACUCAAAUAGUAGUGAGCAUGUGAAGAAAUAGUUGUUGUUGUUUUUUUUUUUGCUCAACAGCUGCACUCUUCUUAUUAUGUAACUCAUGUCCUAGACAGCACUUAACUGUAAACCCUGUUUCCAGCAACCAAAAUGCAAUUUAAACAGUUUGAAUGGAAAGUUGACCUCUUGUAUAUUUAAUCACUGCUGCCUCCUAGUGCCUAUCUGAUGUUUGGACACAUUCUUUUGCAGUUGAUAUCAAUCCAUAGCAUACAUACAUACAUACAUACAUACCCACUCAUGUUUCUAACAUAAUUCUGUAGAAAACUGCCAAUUAAAAUAGCAACACUUUCGGGCCUGUUCUCAUGCGACUUCUACACGAGAAUGGAAACUACCAACCACGUCUGAUAAGAACAUCCUUCCUGUGUACUCAGAUGAUGAACGCCUGAUAAACAUGGAACAAAUCUCACUGGUUGUGAUCAGAUCUCAGUUAGUCUUCUUUUCGUCUAUUCAAGCAACAAUCACACCAAAUUAUUUUGUUCUGCUCUUAUUAAGUUAAUUAUUAUUGUUUGAUCAGUGGUUGUUCUGCCUGUAUUGAGAAAAAUCAGAAUGACCCAUGUUCCUUUCUUCUGUUUUUGCCUCACUGCUGGACUCGCAGUGUCAUCUGCUCUCAGGAUUCUGGACAAACGUCUGAACUGCAAUCAAAAGGGUCUUGACAACUGUAAGAUUAGUAACUGCUCAGAGAAACGUAUGGUUGUAAAAGAAGCACCGUCUGGCCCAGAGUGGCAUUCUGAGCAGAUGGGAAUCUGGAUGGAUGAACAUGUGCCUGUUUCUGUUAUGAAUAUCACAUGGAGACUAAAGGCCAAUGGAGGUAUAGUCACAGUUCAUGGAUCAGAGAUAAAUAUUCUGGAUGAAAAUACAAAUCAAAGCAUGUGUGUGAAGUUUUCUUACAAAAUCAACAAUCAACUGAAUCCAGGAUUUCAGAGGUGGACAUUUUCCUUGGACGGAGUUGUGGUAGAGCCUCGACAUACAUACAUGGUGUCCGUUUUGAAUUUGCCACAGCCUGAUGAUACAGACGAGAUGAUCAGAAAGAAAAUUACAAUCCCAGGAUGUGAUGACAGGAGAAUCCAGAAGUCCCAAAUCUGUCGGCAAAAUGGCAGUCUAUGGAACCCUUACAUGAACGUGUCUGUGGAUAGGAAACAUGGAAAGUUAUGCAUUGUCGUGGGGUUUGAGGCAGCGCAAUAUUCAGAGAGAUACCAAGUCUCCAUCCAGAGUCAAGGCUUACAUUACUCAGAGAAUGUCACAAAGGGGAACAAAACAUCACUGGAUGUGACGUUUGAGUUUGAGUUCGGUCAGCUCUCACAAUGUGAACUGUUAGUAACCAUUCAUCCAUUUUUUAUUCGAUGCAAGAAUGACUGUUGGCGCCCCGAGAAAAUUAUCAAUUACUGUUCAUAUUAUCCACCACGGACUUUAAUUAUAAAGGCAACUGUAGGGCUGCUUGUCAUUGGAAGUUGUCUUGCUUAUUUCCUGUGGAGAGCAUCUCAUAAAGAUCCUGUGAACACCUCCUCUUCUGCUGCCAAAGAACAACCAGAAGGUUUUCAAGUGCAAGAGAGAAAAAGAGUCCUCCUCAUCUACUCCCUCGACCACCCUUUAUACAAAAACAUUGUUCUCAAGCUGUCUGCCUUCCUCACAAACAGAUGUGGGACUGAAGUGGUCCUGGAUCUGCUGGACUCUACAAGACUGGGAGUGUUGGGAAGCAUCCAGUGGUUGGACUGGCACAGAGAGCAAAUAGAAAACUCUUCAGAUAAGAUUUUAAUCCUGUGCUCUCGAGGAGUACAAGCCAAAUGGAGAGCCAUGUGUGGUGACAGACAGGUUUUUCUGAGAGAGGACGCCUGCUCACCUGUAGGUGACAUGCUCAGUCCAGCCCUCAGCCUCAUGGUCCCCCAUUUUAUCCGAUCUGCGUCAUUUGAAAAGUACAUCGUGGCUUACUUUGAUGAUGUCUGCUCUCAAGAAGACGUUCCUUCACCCUUUAACAUCACAGUACGAUACAGGCUGAUGAAACAGUUUGAGGAGUUAUUUUUCAGGAUCCUGGACACUGAAAAGCACGAGCCAGGCAGAGUGAAUCACAUUGAAGGGCUUUCAGAGGACGAGUACUACCUGUGUCCCUCAGGUAGAGCCCUGCGGGACGCCAUCGAGGCUUUUCAUGCGUACCAGCUGGAGCAUCCGCAGUGGUUUGAAGAUGAAUUACUGGAAAGCUCGGCGGUUAAGAGGACCUCAGCUGAGAUCUAUAUGGAGACAAAUGAAAGUGAUUUCACUGUUGAAGAAAUGGGACAUUACAUGACUGAAAAGUUUCAAAUGUGCAACUCGUUUGAGCUCAACCGUCUUUUGUUUUGUCAAGAAAACUCAGUUUGCAUCAAUAAUUAACGCCUCCUUUUCUGCUGCCAACCAGAAGAGUCCUCAUCAUCUACUCCCUCAACAGCAAGUAUAAGUAUUGUGUUUACUACAGUCACAGUUGUCAGACUCUUUCCUUCUGUAAUCGUAAACUCAAUUUUAUGAGGGUAGAUGCUCUUUAUAAUAUUUUAUAGUUAUACUGUUCAUUGGCUCAAGGUGGGGGGAUCUCUGAGAAGCCAGCAUCUAGUCAUUUUUGCUUGCUGCCAUGAGAAUGGAGUAAAUAUUUGUCCAUGUUAUCUUUUUAAAUGUUUCCCAAGUAGAAAGAGAGAAAAGUACUCAAUAUCGAAGCCUAGGAUCCUCUUGGUGGUGGCUUGCGCUUGAGUCCAGAAGGGCUGUAAGAUAGGGUAGCACCAAAUAUGAGUAUGGCCUGUCCACGUUGUCUCCAGCAUUGGUUCUGAUGUCUGAUUUGUUUUGAUUUCAAUUCAAACACCACUGGAUACAAACAUGUGAUAUCAUACUGGACGUAAAACACAAACCAUUAGCUGAAAUUUGAUCAGUGGAUGUAGAAGACUGGGACCAGUGACUUUCAAAAAAGUGAAUAUGUGGACACAUGACACACGUUCAUGAUGCAUUUUUUUACCAUGUAUCUGCUUGUCUUUAAUGUUAAAUACCACAUGCUUGACAUGUAUCACAUGAGUACUUUUAGACCACAGAGAUCUGUGGUUGAUGCUUGUGGACUGUGUAAACAGUGUUUGGGUCAAAGUUCAGCCUUCUGGGCAAAGUUUCUAGCAUUUUUGUUGCAGUAGAGAAGGUAAGCAUUAAGCCCUGUCUGUGGGACACUUUAUUUUUUACAAUGAGCUGAUUUAAUGUAACAUGCUAUGCACUUUUUAAUAUCUCAAAGUGUGGAUGUUUUGAUUAAACAGUCAAUAUUUAAACCACAGGUCUCCUACUGCACAGAGCAUGAGUUAAUGUUGAUAACUUCUUUAGCUAGAUGCAGCUUUUUAGAUGGCUUUUUAUUGUAACUCGUAUUUAAAUUGAUUCUCUGAUUUACUCAGAGUCACUGAUAAGAGAUUAAAGAGUGUUAAACUUG